Messenger RNA from Lotus japonicus, 2881 nucleotides. RefSeq lists its product as uncharacterized. The coding region runs from base 430 to 2649 and encodes 739 amino acids. Lineage: Eukaryota; Viridiplantae; Streptophyta; Magnoliopsida; Fabales; Fabaceae. The record is from RefSeq and is a predicted model, not a curated record. The transcript has a single exon.
UCCAUUUCUCUCUUGAUGAUAUGGUUCAUCAUUCAUAUCGCCCUAUCAAAAGAAGAAGGGCAUUCUCGUCACAUGAGUAAAAAAACAGCAAUUGACAACGAAGACCCUACAGCCACUAGGUUACAUUGAGCUAAAGACAAACCGCAUUUCGUCACCUUCCACAUCCCACGAAACCCUUUUUCAUCUCCUCUCUCAUUCAUACACUGUAUCUCUGCACCUCACCCCACCCCACCACACCACACCACACCACACCACACUACACUACACUACACUACCAACAAGUACUACUAUCCAUCAAACAAACCCUCUUUCAUUUAUCCAUCCAUCUAACUCUCUUGUUUGACACUGUGUUUACUUCUUACCAAUGACCACAUCUUAGCAACUUUGUUUUGAAAUUUUGUCACAAAAAAGUAAAAAAAUUCAGAAAAAAUGGACAGUGAAAGACACCAUCGUACUACUACUACUAGUGCAGCAAGUAACAAUAGCAAUAGCAGCACAAGUGAGCUCUUUGUUUGCUUCACUUCACGUUUGUCUUCUUCAUCCAUGAAGCUCACUUCCAAGUCCAUUCUCAGUCCAAGCCGUGGAAGAGACCCACCACCUCAGAUUUCCCUCUCAGCUUCUCUGAGCAGGAGGCUCAAGAGCAAUGGCAGCAUGAAAGGUGGUCAAGCUUCUCCUAUGUUCCCAACUAAUGGCAAGAGAAGAGGGUGUGGGUUUGAGAAUCCUGAACCUUCUUCUCCUAAAGUGACCUGCAUUGGGCAAGUGAGGGUGAAGACAAAGAAGCAAGGGAAGAAGAUGAGGGCGAGAUCGAAGAGGAGAGGAGAAGCGAGUUUCAGGAAAGUGGCGGAGAUGCAGGGGUUUCAGAACAACAACAACAACAACAACAACCCAGAUCUCACUAGACAGAACAGCCAGAGUAGCUUUGGGUUUCAGAAUCAUAGCCAGAGCUUGCAGCAGGAGUGUUUGAAGCACAGGAAUCAGAGAUGGGUUCAUCUUCCUUUGACGAUUUGUGAAGCUUUGAGGGAGUUCAGCUGUUUCUUCCCUUGCAGGUCUUCUUGUUCUUCCGGCGAGAGGGAGAAAGAGGAGAAGGGUGUUGUUGUAAGAGAAGGAGGAGGAGGAUCUGGUGGUGGAGAUGGCAGAGAAGGGUCUUGUGGUGCUGCAUUGGCAAGAUGGCUGGUGACUUUGCAGGAAGGGGAUGGGAAGGGGAGAGGGAUUGAGCUGGUGAUGGAGCCUGAGGAGGAUGAGGAGGAGGAUGAAGAAGAAGAUGGAAGAGAGAAAUCUGAGAGAAGCCAAAACCGGAGCCAGAGGAGACACGUUUUUGAAGAUAUUGAUAUUGAUCUAGUGGAGGAUGGGAAGAAGAAACAUGAGGAGUUUGGAGGAGGAGAGGAAGAAGAGAAGGGAAGAGUAAGCAUUUGCAUACCACCUAAGAAUGCUCUUUUGUUGAUGAGGUGCAGAUCUGAUCCUGUCAAAAUGGCUGCUCUUGCUAACAGAUUCUGGGAAUCACCUCUUAAGAAAGACCAACAAGAGCAAGAGGAUAGUGAUGGUGAAGAAGAGCAAGAGGAAGAAGAAGAAGAAGAAGAAGAAGGUGAACAAGACCAGCAGAUUGAAAUGGAGGAAGAUGAAGAACAACAAGAGCAAAAGGAGGUGCAACUGGAAAGUAAAACAGAGGAAUUAGAACAAAACAGCAUUUCUGAAGAAGAAGAAGAAGAAGAAGAAGACGACAUUGUAAUCCCAUUACAGGAACAGGAAGAAGGUGAAGCAAAACAAGAUGUGAUUGUAAGCUUCAACAUUGAAACAAGAUUGAACCCAGAAAACAAUGAAGUUUCUGAAGGCAAAGAGGAGCAGGAUAAAAGUGAAGAUGAAGAUGAAGAUGGAGAAGGAGAAGAAGGAGAUGCAAAUCAUCAUGAAGCAUGCGUUUCACUUCCUGAGGCUGAUGCAGAUCUUGAUAAACCAGAAACUGAAGAUACCCAUCUCCGAGAGAGUGAAGAGGAGAAAGAAAACAAUGAAAGUUCAGUCCCUGCAAUGUUAACAUCUUCAGAACAAGAAAACUUUGAAGUUAAAGCAGCAGCUGAGGAGUCACCGGAGGAGGAAGAGACGGCAGCGGCGGAGAGGGAGGAGCAAGCUCCGACCCACGAAGGGUCCGGCCCGGUUAAUGGUCCGGAGUCAAAGGAGCCAGAAACCGGGUCAAAGAAAGAAACAUUGCCGGAAUGCUUGUUGCUGAUGAUGUGUGAGCCGAAGCUGUCAAUGGAGGUAUCCAAGGAGACGUGGGUAUGCAGCACCGACUUCAUACGGCGGCUUCCGGGAAAACCCGCCGUGAAAGUCGACGGCGGUGGCGGCGGGAAGAGGGUCAGCUUGGACUCCUCCACGAAGGUGAAGGCGAAGCUGAAGCCUCCCCAGCCACAAAUGCAGCCGCCGAGGUCUUCAUGCUCGUUCCCGGCGGGUGGCGGCGGCGGAAUGUCAAUGGCGAUGAUGAUAGAGCAGAAGUUGGUUGGGUCCCAUAACGGGUAUGAGCCGUUUGUUCUCACGCGCUGCAAGUCGGAGCCGAUGCGGUCCGCGGCUAAGCUUGCGCCAGAGGCUUGCUUUUGGAACAACAGGAAGCUCGAGCCGACGGCUCCGCUUGGAGUCGGCGCACAGGCUGGUGUAGGAUUUUGAUUUUAAUUUAGUUUUUCCUUUUUAGAUCUCAAAUUUUUCUUUUUGAUGAACAGGGUAAUUAAUUGUUUGUAUUAUUAUUAUUAUCUGUAGAUUAUGCUAAACCUUGGUCAGCUCUGGUAAGUCUUUAGGGAUUGGUCAUAUAGUGAUUUUAGUUUACUGUUUCAGGAUAUAAUCCUUUGUAUAAAUUGUUUGGUUUAAUUACCUUAGUGAUGCAAUUUGUCAUGUUAAUUCA